AUGUACGACACAUACAGUGCACUGUGGUUAGCCGAGUAUAAGCCCGACCAGAAUAUAUACAUAUGCUGUCAAUCCAAGACAUCCAAACAGCGAUUCCGUGAAGAGUUCUUUCGCUAUGCCAUGAGUUUGGGUCACAGAAUGCCGGCCAAGGGUUGCCUAUUGUACACACUGUGCGCCUACGGGUGCAUGGAUUUGGUCCGGUAUGGCGUACAGACCACUAACCCUACCGAUAGGUCCGAUGACCCGGACUACUUUCAUACGAUGGUAGAGGCCUGGCAGCUUGGACAGGCCUACGCUAGUGAAGUGCAUAAUAAUGUGAAUGAAUGUAGGAAUGUAUGCGCGCCUACUUACCCAGAGUGCAGCACGGGUACCAGUAGUGAGUUUACAAACUGGUGGAACUGGUGGUGGUUGAAGGUUUAUGAGAAAGGUCAUUUUGCCGGCAUGGCUAGGCAAAAGUUUCGGGAUGACUUUUUCCACGUUAUGAUGGCUGUGGGAAAUGUAUUGCCAAAGGCCUGCCAACUGUACACCCUUUGCACCGCUGGCUGUGAAGACCUGGUCAGUUACGGCAACCCGGGUACUAAUCUCACUGAUAGCACUGAUUACCCGGAUCACCUUAGAGAAUAUUAUAGGGCCUAUUAUACGGGUCAUGGAUAUGCCGGUGUUGUUGGUAAAGAUGUAGGUGCUUGUGGACCAAAGUGCAUGGGUAGUUAUGGUGAUUGCCGUACGGAUACUGAUAGUGAUCUAGCUAAUGUCUGGAAUUUGACCUGGAUGCGAGUAUAA
Molecule: messenger RNA, 780 nt
Organism: Oppiella nova
Lineage: Eukaryota; Metazoa; Arthropoda; Arachnida; Sarcoptiformes; Oppiidae
Source: the annotation of a GenBank genome assembly